This is a messenger RNA of Linum tenue, 2117 nucleotides long. The record is from the annotation of a GenBank genome assembly. Lineage: Eukaryota; Viridiplantae; Streptophyta; Magnoliopsida; Malpighiales; Linaceae.
AUGCGGAGAGGAGGAGAGAAACUAACCUACCAGACAAUGCUGCCAGUGAGCAAUGCCUUCGUCUUCGAGCUCUGCAAGGAUACAGAGCCCUCCACCCACGAUAUCAGGCUCGAUGUAGACCAAAUGAUUCUCCUCUGCAAUACCAAAGAGAUCUGCCUAGGAGCGUUCCCUCGCCAUUACGAGGAGCAUAAGAAGAAAAGAAGAAGAUUUCAGCGGCGAAAAGUGCCCACCGGAGAGAACUCCGCCGACAGGGAGCGCAAUAUUCUGCUGCGGUAUCUUUCAAAGACAUUCGCACUCGUAGUCUCAUGAAGAGCGAUCUGUUGUGACUGAGGAAUUUCGUCGAGCAUCGAGAAAGCUUUAAGUGGACGAGAGAGAAGGAGAGGGAGGAUGUCUUCGCCAAGCAAAGCUGAUAAGAAGGCAUCUCUCGAUGCAGCUUCAUGGAUGUUCAAUGUCGUCACUUCUGUUGGAAUUAUCCUCGUCAACAAAGCCCUCAUGGCUACCUAUGGCUUUAGCUUUGCAACAACGCUAACCGGUCUUCAUUUUGCCACAACGACCUUGUUAACGCUUGUCCUAAGAUGGCUAGGAUACAUCCAGCCGUCUCAUUUACCAUUGGGAGACCUAUUGAAGUUUGUUUUCUUUGCAAACUUCUCCAUCGUUGGUAUGAACGUGAGUCUAAUGUGGAACUCAGUUGGAUUUUAUCAGAUUGCAAAGCUAAGCAUGAUCCCUGUUUCAUGUUUUCUGGAAGUCGUCUUGGAUAAAGUACGAUAUUCAAGAGACACCAAACUAAGCAUCUUAGUAGUCCUUCUCGGAGUUGCUGUCUGUACUGUUACAGAUGUGAGCGUUAAUGCCAAAGGAUUCAUAGCUGCCUUAAUAGCAGUUUGGAGCACUUCGCUGCAGCAAUAUUAUGUACACUAUCUACAACGGAGGUACAAUCUAGGUUCUUUCAACUUGUUGGGGCAUACUGCUCCAGCACAAGCUUCAUCUCUGCUGCUAGUGGGUCCCUUUGUGGACUACUUUUUGACGAGUAAAAGAGUGGACGCCUAUCCCUUCAGUUUUACAUCUGUGGUGAGUUUUUCAAGUUUCAUCACUUCACUUGCUAUGAAUCUAGGAGUUGCCUGCAACCAUUCUUCUAUCUCCCUCUCCAUUAUCAUUCAAAUUAAAGUAUGCAUGUCAAUUUAGUCAAACCUCCAUCUAGAUGGGCAAAAACAAAAACAAAAAAACAACAACAAAUGCAUGAACAAAAACUUCCAGAGAACCAUCAGUGUCCAUGAUGUUUAGUCUAGGGGACAGGGAUUAAGUCCUGACGGACGAUGCAAGAGAUGGUCAUUGCGCAUCAUGCAUACAGCUUCAAGGCAUAGUUUAGUAUUCAGGGAAUGUUUCCUGUAGUUCUAAGUAUACAUCGUUUCUGACAAUUCGUCAUUUUUCUCGGCCCAACCUGAUACAAAACUAAACCACAUAUUUCAGCUUGCUCCCCGUGUCUUUCCAGAACACAUUGUUGCAUAUUCGUAUGUAUGAUCUCAUCCUAACGGCACUUCAAGAUUCUCAUGGUUCAGGGGGAAUCUAAUUCGUCAUCCGCUUUUUUGUGUUAAUAUCUGGUACAGGCGUUCAUAGUUCUGUCGUGCACCAUCGCCGUGGGUACGAACCUGAGCCAGUUCAUCUGCAUCGGUAGGUUCACCGCCGUGUCGUUCCAAGUGCUGGGACACAUGAAGACCAUCCUCGUCCUGAUUCUGGGAUUCAUCUUCUUCGGCAAGGACGGUCUGAACCUGCACGUCGUCUUCGGGAUGAUCAUCGCCGUGGCUGGGAUGGUCUGGUACGGCAACGCCUCAGCUAGGCCCGGAGGGAAAGAGCGCCGCAGCGUUUCCAUGAACGGCGGCAGCAAAGCCCAGAAGCAGGAAGACUCGGCGGAUGCCACCGAGGAAGCUGAAGAAAAGGUAUGAGCAGAAACAAAGUAGUUCUCCAAAUCUGUUCUCUCUGUUCAAAAUGAAGGUAUUUUGGAGGAAUCAACCACUACUUGGUUGUCAUGGAGGUUUAGAAGAGGGAAACGGAUAUUUUUACUACCACAGGUCACUUUGAGUGAUCGAUUCUUUUUGUUGCUAUAGUAAUUUAUUUCUCUACUG